This is a messenger RNA of Abrus precatorius (Indian licorice), 3446 nucleotides long. Its product is annotated as nucleolar protein 14. Gene Ontology annotation, cellular component: nucleolus; Noc4p-Nop14p complex; small-subunit processome. The record is from RefSeq and is a predicted model, not a curated record. The coding region runs from base 86 to 2920 and encodes 944 amino acids. Lineage: Eukaryota; Viridiplantae; Streptophyta; Magnoliopsida; Fabales; Fabaceae. Gene Ontology annotation, biological process: maturation of SSU-rRNA. The transcript has 13 exons.
CAUCGAGCAUUUGCCAUAAUGCAUCGGUUCCCAAAAGUAAUAUAGUAAACCCUAAACCCUCGGCUGUGUGCUUGCAAGCAAAGCCAUGGCGAAAUCAUCAAAACGCAGCAGCACCGACCCAUCGAAGAAGAGCAAGAAGAAGAAGAACAACAAGUCGGGUCCAGAAGGCGUAGCUAUGAAAGUGAAGGCUCCGAAGGCCAACAAUCCCUUUGAGUCCAUCUGGUCCAAAAGGAAAUUCGACGUCCUCGGCCAGAAACGCAAUGGCGAGACACGUCGUAUGGGCCUCUCUCGUUCCCUCGCCAUUCAGAAGCGCAACGACACACUCCUCAAAGAGUACCAACAGAGCACCAAGUCCUCACUCUUCCUCGAUAAGCGAAUCGGUGAGAAAGACCACGCGCUUGACGAGUUCGGGAAAGCCAUCUUGAGAUCCCAACGCGAACGCCAGGUGAACAUGAAGCUGAGCAAGAAGAGCAAGUAUCAGUUGUCCGAUGGAGAAGAAGAUGACUUUGAAGGAAUUGAUUCUCUUGGAAGAGAUGAUUUUGAGGAUGAAAUGCUUCCUGAGGAUGAUGUUAAUGAAACUGAUGAGAAAUUGGAUUUGGUUCACCGUAGUGUGCGGAUUCCAGAGGAAAUCAGUGCGGUUGAUGGUGAGGAAAAUAGACAUAAAAGCAAGAAGGAAGUGAUGGAAGAAAUCAUCUUAAAAAGCAAAUUUUACAAGGCUCAAAAAGCAAAAGACAAGGAAGAAAAUGAACACUUAGUGGAAGAAUUGGAUAGGAACUUCACUUCUUUGGUUCACUCUGAGUCCCUGUUAUCUUUGACUGAACCCAACAAGAUGAAUGCUUUGAAGGCUCUGGUGAACAAAAGUAUUUCAAAUGAACAUAGUAGUAAGGACCACUUGUCUGCUACUCGCACAUUGGAUACUUUUGUGCAGGAAAAACCUGAUGAUUAUGACAAACUUGUCAAACAAAUGGGAUUGGAAAUGCGAGCUCGCCCUUCAAAUAGGACAAAGACACCAGAAGAGAUUGCUCAGGAGGAGAAAGAACAUCUAGAACAAUUGGAGGAAGAGAGGCAGAAGAGGAUGAUUGCUGCUGAAGAUUCAAGUGAUGAAGACAAUGAAGAUUCAGAAAAGCCAUCCAAACAGAAACCAAGAUCACUCUCUGGGGAUGAUCUUGGUGAUUCCUUCUCUGUCAAUCAAGAAACUGUGACUAAGAAGGGUUGGGUUGAUGAGAUUCUUGCAAGAAAAGAUGAGGAAGAUUCUGAUAGUGAAGAUGAUGAUGGUGAAGAUUCUGAUGAUUUGUGUAGCUCUGAAGAUGCUGAAGAGGGAUCAGAUGAGGAUCUUGAUGAAAAGGAGAAGGAUCUUUCUUUGAAAGAUUGGGAACAAAGUGAUGAUGAUGAUAUUGGUACAGAUACAGAAGACGAAGAUGAUAAUGAUGAGGACAUAGAAGAUGCAGUAGAAAUAGAUGGAGUAAAAGGAUUGGAUGCUGGGGUUCAUAUAAAGGCAAAGAAAAAGGAUUCUGUUGAAAAUGUGAAAAGAGAUAAGGAUUCUUUGGGUGCCAAGAAGACAGAUGUUGGAGGAAAACAAUCAAAAGAGUUGGAUAUCCCUUUUAUAAUUCAAGCUCCCAAGACCUUUGAAGAAUUUUGUUCUCUGGUGGAUAAAUAUUCAAAUUCUGACAUUCUUUUGAUUAUCAAUCGAAUUCGGAAAAGCAAUCCCAUCACAUUUGCAGCAGAAAAUCGAAAGAAAAUGCAAGUAUUUUAUGGAGUAUUAUUGCAGUAUUUUGCUGUUUUGGCAAAUACGAAACCAUUGAAUGUUGAGUUACUUAACAUGCUGGUGAAACCAUUGAUAGAGAUGAGUAUGGAAAUUCCAUACUUUGCUGCAAUAUGUGCUCGUCGCCGAAUUGAAAGUACUAGAAAGCAAUUUGUUGAGAGUAUAAAGAACUCAGAAAGUAGCUGUUGGCCUUCUUCAAAGAUGUUGUGUCUCUUGCGUUUAUGGUCCAUGAUAUUUCCAUGCUCUGACUUCAGGCAUCCAGUUAUGACUCCUGUGACAUUGUUGAUCUGUGAAUAUCUGAUGCGUUGCCCAAUAGUAUCUGGUCGGGAUAUUGCUAUUGGCUCUUUCUUAUGCACUAUGCUUCUCUCUGUAUUUAGACAGUCUCGAAAGUUCUGUCCUGAAGCAAUAAUAUUUCUUCAAACUUUGCUGUUGGCAACUACUGAAAGUAAAUAUAUUUCACAAGAAGAUUCCCAGUUAUAUCAUCUUAUGGAGCUGAAAGCUCUCAAGCCUCUCUUGUGCAUACAUGAGACUGUGAAUGAGAUUAGCCCACUGAAUUUCUUUAAGAUAAUAGACAUGCCGGAAGACUCCUCUUUCUUCACUUCUGAUAGUUUCAGGGCAGGCGUAUUGUUUGUAACUGUUGAAACUUUACAAGGAUACAUCAAUGUCUAUGAAGGCUUCAGUUCAUUUCCUGAAAUAUUCUUACCAAUUUUGAGAUUGUUACUCGAGAUAGCAGAACAGAAAAAUAUGCCAAAUGCAUUACGAGAUAAAAUUAAAGAAGUGGCUGAGCUCAUCAAGUUGAAAGUGGACGAACAUCACACUUUGAGGCGACCACUUCAAAUGCGGAAACAAAAGCCAGUACCUAUCAAAUUACUGAAUCCGAAGUUUGAGGAAAACUAUGUCAAGGGUAGAGAUUAUGAUCCAGACCGUGAACGAGCUGAAAUGAGAAAAUUGAAGAGACAGUUGAAGCGUGAAGCUAAAGGGGCUGCUCGUGAACUGCGUAAAGACAACUACUUCUUGCUUGAGGUAAAAGAAAAAGAGAGGUCUUUACUGGAAAAAGAGAGAGUGGAAAAGUACGGAAGAGCUAGAGCUUUCCUUCAAGAGCAAGAACAUGCUUUUAAAUCUGGACAACUAGGAAAAGGGAGGAAGAGAAGGAGAUAACAGUGACUGCCAUCCUGUUGCUUGCAUAUUUUGCAUCUGCAUUGUGUUGAAACCUGUGGGGGCUUUUACCCUUGAUAUUCAUCAGUUCCAGGAAUUGGUUUUGUGCGAUCUAGCCUGGAUUGGAGGAACAUAGUUAGAUUAUUUAUGAUGGUUAUAGGUCCUUGUUUCCGUGCUCACUACUGGAGAGUUGAAGCAAAGCUGAUAAUACGAUCUGGAGAUCUCCUUAUGACUAGGAUUAUGCUCAUUUUUUCCAAUCAUUCUGCUGGAAAGGCAGGUGUGGCUGAUGUACUUACUGAAUUUUGGGGAUUAGGAGAAUCGUAAGGAGAUGCAAUUUUGUCUUAGUUUUUUGUAAACAUUCUCAGCCACUCUGGUUGAACAAAAAUACACAAUUUUGCAAAUGAAUUUUCAAUGUUAUGUCCUCAAUGCCCUGUCUAUUUUUCUUUAUGGAAAACAAAGUGUAAUAUAAUGUGGUUCACUAUUUCCAUGCAGUGGGUAGGUAAUAUAAUGGUUUCAACAAGUUUUAAGC